Molecule: messenger RNA, 2160 nt
Organism: Brassica rapa (field mustard)
Lineage: Eukaryota; Viridiplantae; Streptophyta; Magnoliopsida; Brassicales; Brassicaceae
Product: 50S ribosomal protein L7/L12
Biological process (GO): translation
Cellular component (GO): ribosome
Molecular function (GO): structural constituent of ribosome; mRNA binding
Source: RefSeq, a predicted model, not a curated record
AUCGAGAAUGCAGCUCUAUGGUGGCCUGCACGCUUCUAAAAAUGGAUUAACAUAUUUUUGAUCAUUUAUAAACGUAACAUAAACAAAGUUAGAACAUUGUGGUUUCGAUGGCAUCUAAUUUGAAACAUUAGUCACUUUAUAAUAUUAGUGGCAACUGUACCGGCUAAAAUAUAUACAUGCAAUGCAGUGAAUACUGCACCAUAGUAUUUCAAUGUUUUAAGUGUUUUUUACAGUUCUUACGGUUCACAUUCUGAGGCAUGGUAUGUAUACCAAAUAAACAAAAGAAAAUCAACGUUUCUUACACGACGAUUAAUCACUCACCAAAUGAUAGUUUAUUCACUUGUCGCUCUUGUGGAGUGUAUACCAUUUAUUUCUAUUGGCUUUUUAAUAAUGCAUCUUUCAACUUUUGCUUUAUAAAAAGAUAAAGGGACCAGUCUUUUAUUUGAUACACAUAAUACAUCUAUACAUAUAUUAUGUCUUCAGUGGAUUACACAUGCAUAUACCUAAAUGUUUCAUGGCCCCCCUUACCCAUCAUGUUUUUAUUUAGAAACAGCCCAUAAAAAGUAAAUAGUUGAAAUAGUUAUAAUCCAUUGAUAUACCAUCAUUUACAUAUAUAGUUCUUUGAAUUUGAGAAAGAAAAUAAAUUAUGAAAAAGUAGUGGGAACUGCUUUUGAGAUAUGUGGCUAGUUUCACUACAGCUCUCUUUCUCCCUGCAUCUUUUGAUGUGGCUUUUGCCUCCCCCAUGUUAAUAUUGGUAGAUCUUUUAGCUUCGCUUUUUAAGCUAAUCUUUUUUCAAAAACCUAGCUUCUUUUGGUCUGUUUUCGUGUUUAUAAAGUCAUGCAGAAAGCAAAUCAAUACAAUAAAAAUCUACCAGUUGGCCCAAUUUUGCUUUAACUAGAAUCAAAACCUUGUUGGGUCCCUUUAUAUAUAUACCACGACUUGACCAUAACACACAUCUAACUAGAAAAUGCCUAAAUUCAUAGGGAAUAUCUCAAUUAAUUCCAUGAUGUAAAAGGUUAUAAAAAUUUAUAGGGUUCUUUUAAACACAAUUCAUAAUAAAUCAGCCUAUUGUAAAAAUUAAAAGCUUUAUUUAGGUAUAGAGAAAUGAAAGGAAAUAACACAUUUGUAUUAUAUAACUAAGAGGAAUGAGCUUUGGUAAAAUCAUAUAAAGAAGUAGGUUUAUAAUCUUUUGUGAAAAAAUGAUUUUACUAAAAUAUACAGUCUCAGGCUUCUUGAAACCAUCAUACUUAUCUUUAAAGUUUGUACAAUAUUUCUUCUCUUCUUUGUAGAUCUGCAAGAGUUUUCUUCUCACUUCAUAAUCAUAAUUAAUGAAAUAGGUUUUUCCAGUUCUUUCAAAUGGGUUCGGUUUGCUCUGGGGCAUCCCCUUUUAUAUUCGCUGACGUUGAUUUCUCAAUGGGCCUCGUUAAAUGGGCCACACGCAGCCCACACGAUUUUAACGAACAAAUGAAAUGAAAUGAAAUCAAAACGGACGGAGAGAAAACCCUAGCACCGGCCACAAUGCGAUCUCCGAUCUCCGGGCUCUUCUCGAGAUCCAUCAGCUUCCUCCACCGCACCUCCGCCACUCGCCACCUAUGCGCCGUCUCUUCCCCUGAAGCUAGAACGAAGAACCUCGAGCGAAUCGCCGACGACUUGCUAAACCUCAACAGAAUCGAGCUCUACGACUACUCAGUCCUCUUCAGCCACAAACUCGGCCUCAACCGCUACGGUUCCGCCGUUUCCUCCCCCGCCGGAGACCUCCCCGACGCAUCCGCCUCCGCCGAGACCAAAACCGCCGAGAAAACGGCUUUCGAUGUGAAGCUUGACAAGUUCGAUUCCGCUUCCAAGAUUAAAGUCAUCAAGGAGAUAAGAGCGUUCACGGAGCUGGGGUUGAAAGAAGCUAAGGAUCUCGUUGAGAAAGCUCCGGUUGUAGUGAAGACAGGUGUCACCAAGGAAGAAGCUGAGAAGAUCAUGGAGAAGCUUAAAGCCGUUGGUGCCACUGUUGCUUUGGAAUAAUAGAAAUAAAAGUUUGUUUAUUUUUUAAAAAAUAAUUUACAAUAAUGAAUGAUGCUCCUCUCUUGUUAUAUUGAGAUGCCACUCUUAUCAGGUAGUAGCCUCUUCAUGUAGUACUUUGAUUUUCUAGAGAGGUUGAUUCUUUGCCUU